This is a messenger RNA of Pundamilia nyererei, 2769 nucleotides long. RefSeq names its product synaptotagmin VIIb (gene syt7b). Gene Ontology annotation, biological process: calcium ion-regulated exocytosis of neurotransmitter; vesicle fusion. NCBI's taxonomy places the organism in Eukaryota, Metazoa, Chordata, Actinopteri, Cichliformes, Cichlidae. Gene Ontology annotation, molecular function: phosphatidylserine binding; calcium ion binding; calcium-dependent phospholipid binding. The transcript is spliced from 12 exons. The record is from RefSeq and is a predicted model, not a curated record. The coding region runs from base 409 to 2319 and encodes 636 amino acids. Gene Ontology annotation, cellular component: plasma membrane; synapse; axon.
UCCUCGCCUCGGCUCUGAGUAGACGACCUCCUACCGACUUACUUCACGUCACCCCGCCCGUCUGCUUGCCGUCUCCUCCCCUAAAACCCUUCCUGCGACCAACCCUUUGAGCGACUCUGGGCUUAAAAAAAUAGAGACUGAGAGAGAAAGUGAGAGAGAUAGCGAGAGCGAGCCAAAACACAUACUCCCAACAUCACUUAGACUAUCUUCUCCAGCACAACAAGGGGAGGAGGACGCACAAGUGGAGGCGCGUCCAUGCGUGCCAACCGGCAGACGAACAAGACAUUAAAGCGGGCAAAGGACCACAAAUAAAUUGGAAUAAGACUGAACUCUUUGGAAAAGCGCACAGCUUUGCAAAAAAAACCCCAAACAAACAACACCCCCAAAAAAGACAGUCUAGAUGAGUGAAUGGUAAGAAGAGUCAUGCAUCUCAACGGAGGAGCAGAUAACAGCAAAGGCUCAGUGUCUCUCAGUGUAUUCCUGGUGUCUGUUGCAUUCAUAGUAUGUGCCAUUUGGCUGGUAGCUCUGUGUGGCGUCUGCACCUGGUGCCAACGUAAACUGGGGAAGAGGAAUAAGCCCGGGAUGGAGGCUGCCAGCUCUCCAGAUUCAGUGAGAGGUCGAGGGGAAAAUAAAGCCAUCAACGAUCUAGACAGAGACUUUUGGAAUAACAAUGACAGCAGCAAUGUCCAACAGAGGUGGAGCUCCUACCCACCCAAGGAGUUCCUCUUAAACAUGUCUCCCUAUGCACCCUACGGAGACCCCCGCCUCACGCCCAAUGGGGCUGUGGAUAAGGGUGGGCAGGGUGGUGCUGGACCCUCACCGGGGGCCAGUGACAGCGGGGGUGGUGCUUGCUCUGGGACUGGGGCAGGGCCCAGUCGCAGCGACAGCGUGCGGAGCAUGGUGACGGGGGGCAGCAAGGCCGGGCGCUGGCAGACGGUCCAGAGCCACAUGCAUGCCGGAGGCCUGCGGUUUAGCAACUUUGGGGACGCUUCCCUUUCAUCAGCUUCCACCCUGGAGCACAUCCCGUCCUCAGCUGUGGCGCGCCCUCGGCCCCUGGUCCGGCAGCAGAGCCUCCAACAGCCCCUCACUCACCAGCCUCCUCCGGGUCCCAACGACCCCCCAGUCACCUCGCAGAGUCUGGGCCAGUUGCACACAGGCCCAGGCGGGGGGGGCCACCGUGGGGGCCCGCGGGGGGUCCGGGGGAGUCCGGCUGGAGCCUCCCGGUACAGAGGAACAGGGACAGGCCGAUCAAGGUCAAAUCCAGGCAGCUGGGACCACAUGGUGGAGCAAAUCCGAACCCGAGGUCUGGAUGUUAAGUCGUUCCUAACUCCAGGUAACAAACCAGGCAGCAGCCCCAGAGGUCAGACUCCAGAUGAGACCGGACGCCGCCACGGGCAGGGCCACGAAGCCAACUCUUCUGUUUCUGACUUGGCCAACUCGGUCACCAGUGACAUGCUCAUGCUGUCACCAGGUUCAGAGGAAGAAGAACAUGAGGGUCCAGUGUGUGAAAAGCUGGGUCGUAUUCAGUUCAGUGUUGGAUACAGUUUUCAAGACUCCACCCUCACUGUGAAAAUUCUCAAAGGCCAAGAUUUGCCAGCUAAGGACUUUUCUGGCACCUCUGACCCAUUUGUCAAACUAUACCUGCUGCCAGACAAGAAGCACAAACUGGAGACAAAAGUGAAGAGGAAGAAUCUAAACCCCCACUGGAACGAGACCUUCCUUUUCGAAGGGUUCCCCUAUGAGAAGGUGGUUCAGAGGACCCUGUACCUCCAGGUUCUUGACUACGAUCGCUUCAGCAGGAACGACCCAAUAGGAGAGGUGUCCAUUCCACUCAACAAGCUGGACCUAGCCAACAUGCAGACUUUCUGGAAGGAGCUGAAACCAUGUAGCGAUGGCAGUGGAAGUCGAGGGGAUCUGUUGGUGUCUCUGUGUUACAACCCCACAGCCAACACCAUCACUGUGAGCAUCAUCAAAGCCCGCAACCUCAAAGCCAUGGACAUUGGAGGCACUUCUGACCCCUACGUAAAAGUGUGGUUGAUGCACAAGGACAAGCGUGUGGAGAAGAAGAAGACGGUGGUAAUGAAGCGCUGUCUGAACCCUGUUUUCAACGAGUCCUUCCCCUUUGACGUGCCUGCCCACGUGCUGAGGGAGACCACCAUAAUUAUCACCGUCAUGGACAAGGACAGACUCAGCCGCAAUGAUGUCAUUGGGAAGAUUUAUCUUUCAUGGAAGAGUGGCCCUGCAGAGGUAAAACACUGGAAAGACAUGAUGGGUCAUCCUCGCACUGCCGUGGCCCAGUGGCAUGCUCUUAAGGCCUGAAGGACCCAGCAGCCCACCUGCCUACAUUGUUUCCCCCUCAAGAAUCCCCCCACCCUGCCCCUGCCCUCGGCACAUAUCCCCUACUACCUAAAUGCACUGUUGGGCUUCAGACCAUCUAUCAUCUCUUUGUUCUCAGGCCUCUUUGAUAUUCCUCGCCUUCAGUUCUCAUGACACCUUCCUUAAAUUUCACCCCUGUCAAGAUCUGAUUCCCGCCUGACCCUGUCUCAUCCGUUUGUCUGAACUUAAAAAUGUCUUUGAUGUCAUAUGCUCUCCUUGUUCCAUCUUUCUUUUUCUUCCACCACGUUUCCCUAAUGUUUUACAUCAGAGCAGUACCUCUUAACACCCGUAAUUACAAACUACCAACCAAAAAUGGAUCAAACAGGCAUUCCAACCAUCCGCUGUGGCAGUGUGUUUGUUUGAUUGUUUGCUUGAUUGUUUGAAUCCUUCUGU